This is a messenger RNA of Caenorhabditis angaria, 821 nucleotides long. The record is from the annotation of a GenBank genome assembly. Lineage: Eukaryota; Metazoa; Nematoda; Chromadorea; Rhabditida; Rhabditidae.
AUGUCGGCUCAAGAUUUUGUUGGAAGAUGGAAACUCGUCGAAUCCGAACACUUUGAAGAGUACAUGAAAGAAGUUGGAGUUGGUUUGAUCACCAGAAAAGCUGCCGCCAAUUUGAAACCAACUUUGGAAAUUAAGAAUGAGGGAGAUGUUUGGCAUCAUAAUCAUUAUUCGACAUUUAAAAACACGUUUUUGUCUUUCAAACUUGGAGAGGUGAGGAGGACGAGUCGGAUUCUAGGCCAUGUUGGGCUUUGUUUUAUUAGAGCGCGUUUGCAUUUUGAGGGGGGAGGGGUGUUGGUGUUUUGAAAUUAAAGAUCUGAGACCUGAGAAUUUCCGCAGGAAAAAUUUUUGCAGUAUUUUUUCAACCAUGAUCAAUUUUCCUUUGAUUUUAAAAACCGAAAUUUUUUAAUAUUUUUUUUAAUUUCCAAGAUCACAAAAAAGUGAAUUUAAUUUUUUUCACGGUUUCUAAAUACAUGGGCCCAAAAUCAAUAUAAUUUAUUUUUGCACAUCAGAGAAGCUGUUAGAAAAUUAUCACUAUCAACACACGUGUAAAACUUUCUUAUCUCUACUGAUAUUCCCGAACACAUAAUAAACAAUCUCCCAAAUCAACUACUUUUUUUCAGGAGUUCGAAGAGACUACCGGAGAUGGACGAACUCUCAAAGCAUUGAUUGUUUUCGAAAAUGGAAUAUUCACUCACACUCAAAAGAAAAUCAAGGAUUCCGACAAGGAUUCGACAUUUAUUCAUAGACUUGAAGAUGGAAAACUUAUUAUCACUUUGCAAUCGGGAAAUGUUCUUUGUCGUCGUGUUUUUGUUCGAGAAUAA